Messenger RNA from Mus pahari (shrew mouse), 2492 nucleotides. RefSeq names its product testis development related protein (gene Tdrp). Lineage: Eukaryota; Metazoa; Chordata; Mammalia; Rodentia; Muridae. The coding region runs from base 136 to 684 and encodes 182 amino acids. Gene Ontology annotation, biological process: spermatogenesis. The transcript has 3 exons. Gene Ontology annotation, cellular component: nucleus; cytosol. The record is from RefSeq and is a predicted model, not a curated record.
GGCGGGCAGGGGACGGCCGCCCGCAGCUGACCGCCCCUCCCCGCCCAGUCCUCCUCACUGUCCCAGCUCCGCGGCGGGCCGGGCGUCCUCCUUCAGUCCGGGAGCCACGCUGCGCCGAGCAGUCGAGCACCGGAGAUGUGGAAGCUGAGCCGAAGUCGAGUGCUUCUGGACGAGCCCCCCGAGGAAGAGGACGUGCUGCGAGGGGCACCGCUGGCAUCAGCAGCCGCCCCGGCGUCGGGAGCAAGUCUCAGGGGCUGGAAAGAAGCAACUUCUCUGUUUAAUAAAGAUGACGAAGAACAUCUCCUCGAGACUUCCAGAUCCCCCAAGUCCAAAGGAACUAACCAACGACUAAAAGAAGAGCUGAGGGCAGAGAAGAAAUCAGGAUUUUGGGACGCCUUGGUUUUGAAACAGAAUGUCCAGCCUAAAAAACCAGAUCAGAUCGAAGGUUGGGAGCCUCCCAAACUUACUGCUGAAGACGUGGUCGCCGACCCUACCGAGGAUGGUACAAGUGGCUGCCCACCCUGGUCUGCCUGGGAGGACGAUAUCAAGGGCUCUACCAAGUACACCAGCCUCGCCAACUCAGCCAGCAGCUCCCGCUGGAGCCUCCGGUCAGCAGGGAAGCUGGUCAGCAUCAGGCGACAGAGCAAAGGCCACCUGACAGAGACCUGCGAGGAAGCAGAGUGAACUGAAGGAGCUCCACGGGGACAUCACAUUGCUUUUAUGGUUGGCAAGCCCGCCAGCCACCUCUAGUGCACCAUUAAUUCUUGAACCCUCUCAUAGCCCAGGGAAGGAACCCACUGAGUUGCUAGUAUUUUGUGCUCAGUGACCCACACACCAUGGCUUCCGGGUGACAUCUGGUUGCCUUGCUGCAGAAACAUCCACCCACUGGGUGCGUAUAUGCUGAAUGGAUGUGUGCGUCGUAGACACUGUCCUGUGAGCCAGUCUCCUCUAAGGUUCAUGCCAGCCUCAGUCACUUGAGUUUUUAGGACGUUCCCCAUCUUGUCUCUGCAUGCGACAUGAGUGCUGUGGCUAACUGAACAUGGCCUCUGUGGCACCCUCUCCCUUUUUCAGACUACAAGAAGCAUCUUCCAAAGGUUACAGUAAUUCAGUUUAACAAUAGAUUCAUUUUUCCUUAAGUUAAAAACAAAACAAAAUCUAGAUGCUAGAAGCAACUGAAGGUGGUUUGAGGUAGGGUGUCAGGACAUCUUGAGGGGCGCAUCUGCUGAGGAGGAGUGGCCUGCAGUGUGGGCCUGGGUGGCAAGUAGCUCUUUUAUGGAAUUCUAUUUUUACUUUUGAACAUUUAAAUACAGAUCUUUAUUUUCUUCAAAUAAAUGUUGAUUUUAUUAAACUUAAAGAUGGAAGAAAUACUAGGAAUAAAUUUUAGUCACCCAGUAAUCUUAACUUUGCUCAGAAAACAUUAACUUGCUCACUGUAGAGUUAAACUGUAGAUAAAACACUGAAGUGCCUCGUUUCUAUUCUUCUCAGAUGUUUAGUUUUUCAAAAUGAGAAACUUUUAUGAUUGAUGUGAAAUCUAUAAGAAGUGUGUAUACCCCCUAGUUCUGCCAGUCUCACACGCUGACUCUCCUCAGUUGUGUAUGGGUAGGGUUGCACUCUCAGAAGGGGAUGUUCAGGUGGUGGGCAUGAUUGUCUUGUUUUCCAGUUACAGUGCUUGGACAGGGAAGCCAUGGUUCUCUUUGUUUUGGUUAAGAAUUUAAAAAGCCUCUAGUCACACUGUCCUCGAGUCUCCACAGUGUAAGCACCAUGCUUUGUGUACCUGGGUGUCCCACACAAUGUUCUGUGGCACAGCUGAGUGGCCCGGGUUUACUAGAUCUACCUGUCAUCCACAGCUGCCUACCUGUCUAUCCACCACCCAGCUUGCCAGCCACCCACACUCAUCCGUCUGUCCACCCAUAAACCGAGCUGUUAGUCUUCUAAAAAUAGAACAAUAAGUUUACUUAGUGAGCUCUGAGAGGAGGGUUCAAAUAAAAACUGUCAACACCUGGACGUUGUGAAAGUAUGGAGAUUUGAUUCAUGACGCAAAGCGUGUACUUUUUUCUAUAACAUGUGAGUGUGAAAAUCUAUCCUCAGGUAACCAGUUGAGUGCAUGAGCUCUGACUCUCUCCUCUUCAAAACGAGGUAACUGCAGGAUGGGAGGGAAGAGCAGGCUCACGCUGCUGCCCAAAGCAGGACCCCACUGGUGUGUCUGGCUAACCACCUGGGGCCCAGGAAUACAAACCCAGCCUUGAGAAUGUAGGGAAGGAGCUCUUGAACACACAGCCUCUGUCUGUGUUCACUGGCCGGUGCUGAGUGCUAAGCGCCUGUAGCUACUCUCUGCGCCUGCCCGUGUGCCUGAGAUGCAGUGUUGCGUGGUGACACAGGGACUUUUACCCUGUCUCCCCUCAGGAGGUGACGAUGCACUGUAAACCAGAAAGAUUAAUUACAAAUGAUUUUUUUCUUCUGUUGUAUCAAAUUAAAAUGUCUUGUGUUCGAGA